Symbiodinium pilosum is the source of this 1065-nucleotide messenger RNA. The record is from the annotation of a GenBank genome assembly. NCBI's taxonomy places the organism in Eukaryota, Dinophyceae, Suessiales, Symbiodiniaceae.
AUGUCUGCAGAGGUAUGCCCCAUGGAUGUGUUGCUAACUGUGAGAAAGCUUUUCCAGGAGGUAGGAUGGGCAGAGUCUCAGGGCGACCAACGGUUCCAAACUACUUCAGCUGGAAGAUUCGCGAAAGGAAUGGAUGUGGUUGUUAGCUUCCCGGCUGCCUAUGGCGAUGCGUGGGGAGAGCUUGUCCGGAUUUCAGAGCUCCUGGGUCCUGCAGGUUUUGCAGCUACUGGCCACUGGUUCCCGGAGGACGCUGAGGGCUAUGGAAUACAUGACUAUGACGCAGCUGGGAAAUGUCAUUGCCACCAUCUCUAUGGAAAGCAGCAGGACUGGGGAUGCCGAUGGUACACCAUGACGCAGAACAAAAUUCGGCUGGCACACCAGAAGGGCUGCAAUCUUAUCUUCGUAACAAAGAUUGACGGCUCCAUUGGAGCAACGCAGAGACAGGAGUCCUCAUUCUUAGCAAGUCAGGGGAUGAGAGUCCGCAUCGUGGCCAUGGACGAGUUCGCUGUAGAGAUGACCGCCAAGCAGUAUGGACUUGCAGAUGAUGCUCGUCAGAUUUUCGACAUGAACCCUAGUGACAAGAUCGACUUUCUCGGCUCUUCGGACAAGGGCUUCGAGCUAGCAAAUGUUGCAAUCGUGAGUUAUCCAGGCGUGCAUGGGCAUGGAUGGAACCAACUGACAAAAGGUUCCCUCAAAGAGGGAAGCAUGAUUGCCACAAGUUGCGUGUUUCUGCCUACAGAAGCAUCUCCAGGCUAUGGAGAGCAUGCUGCGCACCAAGAGUCAGGUCAAGGAUUCUUCCUUCACCGCGAUGGGUGUCACUGCGACCAUCUUUAUCCCUAUCCGCAGUAUAGGACCAGGCCAAAGUGGGGCUGCCGCUGGUUCGAGAUGUGGAUGGACAGAACCCGUGUGGCUCAUCACCAUUGCUGCCUCAUCGUUGUGACCAAGCAAGAUGGUAGCCUUGGCAAGUCGCAAGAGGGGGAGGUGGCCUUCUUGGAGAGAGAGAACAUGGCCUAUGAAAGAGUCAAAAUCUCUGAGUUUGCCCUCAUGAUCCUCAUGGGAAAGUGA